Molecule: messenger RNA, 2025 nt
Organism: Sorex araneus (European shrew)
Lineage: Eukaryota; Metazoa; Chordata; Mammalia; Eulipotyphla; Soricidae
Gene: HPGDS
Product: hematopoietic prostaglandin D synthase
Exons: 6
Coding region: 61-660 (199 amino acids)
Biological process (GO): glutathione metabolic process
Molecular function (GO): glutathione transferase activity
Source: RefSeq, a predicted model, not a curated record
AAGGUGCAGAAGACUGUACACCAGACGCUGCCCACGGCCCCGGGAAGUGCAAGGCGCGGGAUGCCGGGUUACAGGCUCAUCUACUUCAACAUGCGGGGGAGGGCGGAGAUCAUCCGCUACAUCUUCGCGUACCUGGACGUGCCGUACGAAGACCACAGAGUCGAGCAAGCAGACUGGCCCAAGGUCAAGCCAGCGCUCCCGUUCGGCAAAAUCCCGGUUUUGGAGGUGGACGGGGUGGCUCUCCACCAGAGCCUCGCCAUAGCGAGAUACCUGACCAAAAACACAGAGCUGGCCGGGAGAACGGAGCUGGAGCAGUGCCAGGUGGACGGGAUCGUGGGCACGCUGGACGACUUCAUGUCGCGGUUUCCCUGGGCAGAGAAGAAUCACGAGGUGAAGGAGCGGGCCUUCGAGCAGCUGCUCACGCAGGACGCGCCCGGCCUCCUGCAGGACCUGGACAUGUGCCUGGGGGAGAAGGAGUGGUUUGUAGGCGACUCCGUGACGUGGGCGGACUUCUACUGGGAAAUCUGCAGCACCACACUCGUGGUCUUCAAGCCCGACCUGCUGGCCGGCUGUCCCCGGCUGGCCGCGCUCCAGACGCGGGUCCGAGCCCUCCCUGCCAUCGCUGAGUGGAUACGGCGGAGGCCCCCAACCAGGCUCUAGGCGCACACGGCCACCCCCCGAGCUGGCCUCCCGCGACUGGCCUCCCCCGAGCUGGCCGCCCCCCGAGCUGACCGUCCCCCAAGCUGGCCGCCCCCUGAGGUGGCCAUCCCCCAAGCUGACCGUCCCCCGAGCUGACCAUCCCCCAAGCUGACCGUCCCCUGAGCUGACCGUCCCUCAAGCUGGCUGUCCCCCCAGCUGGCCACCCCCUGAGCUGACCACCCCCCGAGCUGGCCGCCCACGAGCUGCGCCUGGUGGGCUUGGGAACAGCCCGUGUGACGGCGGAGGAGCGAGAGCCCAGCUCCCCUUUCCCGAGUGGCUCCACCUCCGGGUGCGGAAAGCCACGGGGUCUCCUGGCUCUGCCGCGUGCGUCUGGUCCAGGCGUCCAGUUCACCGCCCAUUUCUCCGUGAUGUGCGAAGGAGAAGUGACCGGAAGGACUCACUUCUCUGUCCUCAGGCCAUCCCCAUGUCACGGCCACGGCGAGCGGUGACCAGCCUGGCCACCCCGGCACGCCAGUGUCCCCGGCUGCUGUCCACAGCCCAAAGCCUGUCCCGGCCCGACAGGCUCUGCAGAACCCCGGAGUCAGCAGGACGCAGCGAAGGGGCGAGGGGGGCGGGGCGUGGUCUGCGGCAGCCCAGGGGGCAGAGACCCCGGGGCUAGGGCGCCCAGAGGCCCUGGUGCGCCUGUGGGUGGGGCGCACGCACGCCCCUCCCUGAGCCUGCACACGCUCUCCACUCUGGACGCGACCCAGACACACCCCCACUGCGUCCCGAAACAUCCCCAGAGUCAGUUGAUGUGUGGAAGCUGGUCGGCUCUCCCGGCCGAGCACUGGUGAUGCUCAGGGACACACACAAACCCGAGGCCCGUGGGAACAGCUCCCUGCGCACAGAGGGGGACACGGAAACCGGAGGGACCAAAGGACUCCAGGGAACCUGAGGAAACGCAAUGGCUACAAGGGCAGGGCGGCUGCCUGGGUCAGCCUCGGGCCCUGUGUACGGUCAGAGAGUCAGUGAGAGGGGGCGAGGGUGUGGGGGAGACGGAUGAGAAGCGGCUGGGCAGGGCUCAGCCCAGUGGGGUGGGCGCUUCUCUUCCCUGCGGCCAAUCCAGCUUUGAUCCCCGGACCCCACAGGGUCCCCCAGGCAAUGGCAGGGGUGACUCCUGAGCACAGAGCCAGGAGUGACCCCGAGCAUCACUGGAUGUUACAGAGAGAGAGAGAGACAGAGAGACAGAGAGACAGAGAGAGGGAGAGACAAAGAGAGAGAGCGGGAGAGACAGAGACAAAAGACAGAGAGGAACAGACAGGGAGAGACGGAGAGAGACAGAGACAGAGAGAGGGAGAGACAGAGACAAGAGACAGAGAGAGCAAG